AUGCAUUCCGCUUGGGGAUCUUCUGACCAUGAGUACAAAGGUGUUGACAUGCUCGCAAUCCUGGAUUGCUGCUUUGGUGCAAAGGCAGAUAAUUCCUCUCUCCCGAGGACCACCCACAUCCUCGCAGCAAGCAAUACCAUUUCCGUUGGGCGUCACACACAACAAGUGUCAUUUACCCAGAGGAUACACCGGGCAGUAUGUGAAAUGAAGGCCAAGGGAUCAUUCAUGACAGUCCCUAUGAUAUAUGAACAAAUUCUUAACUUAGCGGUUAAGGAUGAUCCGCGGCCAUAUUUGUCCAUACAAACUGCUAGAUCCCCGAUCCGAUUUAUCUUCAAGCCACCUCGGGAGCCUACCUCACCUCGAGACCUCACCUCACCUCAGGAGCCUACCUCACCUCGAGGAGGUAGUCCAUCACGCAUUCUAAGCCGCGCAAGCCCCAGGACCAAGAAAGGCAUCUUGGUAAAAUUGACGCUCCACGAAGCUAAAGAUUCAUAUCAAGCAUUUGCAGCAGCAAUUAAGGACCUCCAGCCACAAAUGCAUGCAGAAGUCCUCGAUGCAUUUGAGACCGAUGAGUCCUUCUUUUGCCUGCUCUACAUGUCAUGGGAGGCAUGGUGUUUGUGGAACGUCGUCUGUGAUCUUCAAGAGGUCGGUGUGACUCUUGAAGAAUCCCUAGUACACCCAGUCGAACUCAUGGAAAGGAGCGUUGAAGCUCCAAAGCUAGAAACAUCCCACCUCUUGGGAAGGAAAUUGAGAACGAAUGAUGUGUCACGAAACUCCUGUUGA
Molecule: messenger RNA, 783 nt
Organism: Penicillium malachiteum
Lineage: Eukaryota; Fungi; Ascomycota; Eurotiomycetes; Eurotiales; Aspergillaceae
Exons: 1
Coding region: 1-783 (260 amino acids)
Source: RefSeq, a predicted model, not a curated record